AUGCUUUUGAUAGAAAAAAGUGUAUGUGUUGUCGUUCAGUCCACUCUUUAUUCAUUCCAUACUGUCGGGGGGAUUUGUUCAAAUGUAGCCAAAACCCGUGCAUAUUCUAUUAAUAAGGUUUACGAUGUGGGGCAGCCAACUGCUGUUACUCACCCUGAGUUACUAAAUGAAGGGUAUAUCACACCUGGCAUAACUAGUGAGGAAUAUAUUUCAAGAAGGCAGAGAUUAUUGGAGCUUCUUCCAGAGAAGAGUUUAGCUAUAAUUGCAGCUGCCCAAGUAAAGAUGAUGACCGAUGUCGUGCCUUACACUUUUAGACAAGAUGCUGAUUACUUGUACAUCACUGGCUGCCAACAACCAGGUGGCAUAGCAGUUUUAGGUCACGACUGUGGUUUAUGUAUGUUUAUGCCUGAGGCAAGCUCUCAGGGAUGUCCUGCAUAUAUUUUACAUGAAUAUGGGAUGGGUGCCAUGCAUAUAGAGGAUGUCAUUUGGCAAGGUCAAACGGCUGGAGUCGGUGCAGCUUUAGACACAUUCAAGGCUGAUCAAUCAUUUCCCAUUGAUAAAUUACAUCAGAUCCUUCCGAAAAUGCUAGGAAAUUCGUCAAAAUUAUUUCAUAAUGUGAAGACAGCCAUACCGACUUACAUGGAUUUGGAGGCUUUUCAGAAACUGGCUUACAAUGGAAAAGUGAAAGAUCUCUCUCCUCACAUACAUGAAGCACGAUGGAUAAAGUCAGCAUCUGAGCUUAAAUUAAUGAGAGAUUCUGCGUCAAUAGCCUGCCAG
This is a messenger RNA of Ilex paraguariensis (yerba mate), 777 nucleotides long. The record is from the annotation of a GenBank genome assembly. NCBI's taxonomy places the organism in Eukaryota, Viridiplantae, Streptophyta, Magnoliopsida, Aquifoliales, Aquifoliaceae.